Nakaseomyces glabratus is the source of this 570-nucleotide messenger RNA. RefSeq names its product 60S ribosomal protein eL19. Gene Ontology annotation, cellular component: cytosolic large ribosomal subunit; ribosome. Lineage: Eukaryota; Fungi; Ascomycota; Saccharomycetes; Saccharomycetales; Saccharomycetaceae. Gene Ontology annotation, molecular function: RNA binding; structural constituent of ribosome. Gene Ontology annotation, biological process: translation. The record is from RefSeq and is a predicted model, not a curated record.
AUGGCUAACUUACGUACUCAAAAGAGACUUGCCGCUUCUGUCAUUGGUGCUGGUAAGAGAAAGGUUUGGUUGGACCCAAACGAAACCUCUGAGAUUGCUCAAGCCAACUCCAGAAACGCCAUCAGAAAGUUGGUCAAGAACGGUACCAUUGUCAAGAAGGCUGUUACCGUUCACUCUAGAUCCAGAACUAGAGAACAUGCUCUAUCUAAGAGAAACGGUCGUCACACUGGUUACGGUAAGAGAAAGGGUACUAAGGAAGCUCGUCUUCCAUCCCAAGUCGUCUGGAUCAGAAGACUACGUGUCUUGAGAAGAUUGCUUGCUAAGUACCGUGACGCUGGUAAGAUCGACAAGCACUUGUACCACGUUUUGUACAAGGAAGCUAAGGGUAACGCCUUCAAGCACAAGAGAGCUUUGGUUGAACACAUUAUCCAAGCUAAGGCUGAUGCUCAACGUGAAAAGGCUUUGAGCGAACAAGCUGAAGCUAGAAGAAUGAAGAACAGAGCUGCUCGUGAGAGAAGAGCCCAAAGAGUCGCUGAAAAGAGAGAAGCUUUGUUGAAGGAAUCUGCUUAA